AUGACUAAUGAAAGCAAGUUGGCUUUUGGGUUUGGUUUCCAUCCCAGAACCAAUGAGUACAAGGUGGUCAGAAUAGUGGAACAAGAACUGCCUAUGGGUUUGGAACAAGAACAACAUAUUGAAGUUUUCACUCUAGGCAAACAACCCAUGUGGAUGAUCAACAGAAAGAACCCAUUCUUGCUUCGGAUGCAACACUAUGCAGCUUCGUUUAAUGGAGCACUACAUUGGUUAGGCCAAGAUAAGCAAAAUGGUUCAACAAUUAUAGUUUCCUUCGAUUUGGAGUCCGAAGAAUUUCAACAGAUUCCAACACCAGAUAACUGUGAUAAGUCUGGAUUGGAUCGGCAAGAUUGUCACGUAGUAGUGCUAGGAGGGUGUCUCUGUGUGGUUGAUUAUGAUGAGUUUGAUAGGAUUGACAUAUGGUCAAUGAAGAUUUAUGGUGCAAAGGAGUCUUGGAUCAAAGAAUACACCGUGGAGCCUUUGGACGGUUUGAGAGCACCUAUUCGGCCUCUAUGUCUACUGCCAAAUCGUAACAUUUUAAUCGAGUUUCAAUAUCUCCAUGAGUGCUUUUAUGUUUAUAGUGUAGAUUCGAUGGCAGUCUACAAGAUAAGAAUUCGUGACCUUCGUGACGUCCCCCCUUGCCAUUCAUUCCGAGCAGUUUCUCUUGUUGACGAUAUGUGA
Molecule: messenger RNA, 678 nt
Organism: Quercus lobata
Lineage: Eukaryota; Viridiplantae; Streptophyta; Magnoliopsida; Fagales; Fagaceae
Product: F-box protein At3g07870-like
Exons: 1
Coding region: 1-678 (225 amino acids)
Source: RefSeq, a predicted model, not a curated record